Messenger RNA from Dipodomys ordii (Ord's kangaroo rat), 2735 nucleotides. RefSeq names its product cleavage stimulation factor, 3' pre-RNA, subunit 3, 77kDa (gene Cstf3). The coding region runs from base 179 to 2227 and encodes 682 amino acids. The record is from RefSeq and is a predicted model, not a curated record. Gene Ontology annotation, molecular function: mRNA binding; protein binding. Gene Ontology annotation, biological process: mRNA 3'-end processing. Gene Ontology annotation, cellular component: nucleus. The transcript is spliced from 21 exons. Lineage: Eukaryota; Metazoa; Chordata; Mammalia; Rodentia; Heteromyidae.
CGCAGCCAUCUUAAUUCAUAGCUCGAGUGGGCGGUGGCGACUCGUGCGGGCGGUCCGGAGCCAUCCCGGCGGAGACGCUGGCUCUCCUGGUUCUUCGGAGGGGGCUAGUUGGCGUUUAAUUUUUCUCUUCUAGCUUCCCAGCGGCCGGGCGGUGCGCACGUUGCGGUCGUGGGAGGCCAUGUCCGGAGACGGCGCUGCGGAGCAGGCAGCUGAGUAUGUACCAGAGAAGGUGAAGAAAGCCGAAAAGAAAUUAGAAGAGAAUCCAUAUGACCUUGAUGCUUGGAGCAUUCUCAUUCGAGAGGCACAGAAUCAACCUAUAGACAAAGCACGGAAGACUUAUGAACGCCUUGUUGCCCAGUUCCCCAGUUCUGGCAGAUUCUGGAAACUGUACAUUGAAGCAGAGAUUAAAGCUAAAAAUUAUGACAAAGUUGAAAAGCUAUUUCAGAGAUGCCUUAUGAAGGUUUUACACAUUGAUUUAUGGAAGUGCUACCUUUCCUAUGUUCGCGAAACAAAGGGUAAACUACCAAGUUACAAAGAAAAAAUGGCUCAAGCUUAUGACUUUGCACUGGAUAAAAUUGGAAUGGAAAUUAUGUCUUAUCAGAUUUGGGUGGAUUACAUCAAUUUCUUAAAAGGCGUGGAAGCUGUUGGGUCUUACGCAGAAAAUCAGAGGAUAACAGCUGUUCGAAGAGUUUAUCAGCGAGGUUGUGUUAAUCCAAUGAUCAACAUCGAACAGCUCUGGAGAGACUAUAACAAGUAUGAAGAGGGUAUCAAUAUUCAUUUAGCUAAAAAAAUGAUUGAAGAUCGGAGUAGAGACUACAUGAAUGCUAGACGUGUAGCAAAGGAAUAUGAGACCGUAAUGAAAGGCUUGGAUCGGAAUGCUCCUUCAGUGCCUCCUCAGAAUACUCCUCAAGAAGCUCAGCAAGUCGAUAUGUGGAAGAAGUAUAUACAGUGGGAAAAGAGCAACCCUCUUCGUACAGAGGAUCAGACUCUUAUAACAAAAAGAGAUAACGAUAUGAAUAAUGCCAAAUUGUUUAGUGAUGAAGCUGCUAAUAUAUAUGAAAGAGCCAUAAGCACUUUAUUGAAGAAGAAUAUGCUUCUUUAUUUUGCAUAUGCUGAUUAUGAAGAGAGUCGCAUGAAAUAUGAGAAGGUUCACAGUAUAUAUAACAGACUUCUGGCAAUUGAAGAUAUUGAUCCCACCUUGGUAUAUAUCCAAUAUAUGAAAUUUGCAAGGAGAGCAGAAGGUAUCAAAUCUGGAAGAAUGAUAUUUAAAAAAGCAAGAGAAGAUACCAGAACCCGCCACCAUGUCUACGUUACUGCAGCGCUCAUGGAAUACUACUGUAGUAAAGACAAAUCAGUUGCCUUUAAGAUUUUUGAGCUGGGACUAAAGAAAUAUGGAGACAUUCCAGAAUAUGUCUUGGCUUAUAUUGACUAUCUAUCUCACCUCAAUGAGGACAAUAAUACCCGAGUUUUGUUUGAACGAGUUUUAACGUCUGGAAGCCUCCCUCCUGAGAAGUCUGGAGAAAUCUGGGCCCGAUUUCUAGCUUUUGAAAGUAAUAUUGGUGAUUUAGCGAGUAUACUCAAAGUGGAGAAAAGGCGGUUUGCAGCAUUCAAAGAAGAGUAUGAAGGCAAAGAGACAGCCUUACUGGUUGACAGAUAUAAGUUCAUGGAUUUAUACCCUUGCUCUGCAAGUGAACUGAAAGCCCUGGGAUAUAAGGAUGUCUCCCGUGCUAAGCUAGCAGCUAUAAUUCCAGACCCAGUUGUAGCUCCUUCUAUAGUGCCUGUUCUGAAAGAUGAAGUGGAUAGAAAACCAGAGUACCCUAAGCCAGACACUCAGCAGAUGAUUCCAUUUCAGCCACGACAUUUAGCACCUCCAGGCUUACACCCUGUCCCAGGCGGAGUGUUUCCAGUGCCCCCCGCAGCCGUCGUCUUGAUGAAACUUCUCCCUCCUCCUAUUUGUUUCCAGGGUCCUUUUGUUCAAGUGGAUGAAUUGAUGGAAAUUUUCCGAAGAUGCAAGAUACCAAAUACUGUUGAGGAAGCUGUGAGGAUCAUCACUGGUGGGGCCCCCGAGCUAGCUGCGGAAGGCAAUGGCCCGGUGGAAAGUAAUGCAGUACUCACCAAGGCCGUCAAAAGGCCCAACGAGGAUUCAGAUGAAGAUGAGGAAAAGGGGGCCGUUGUCCCCCCUGUUCAUGACAUUUACAGAGCGAGGCAGCAGAAGCGGAUUCGAUGAGGCAGCCUUAAAUCCCGCCUCUGACAGCUCUUACCCAGGAUUCCCUUUUUGCCUCAUCUGUCACAUGUUUAAGAGACAAUGCUUUGUUACAAGGUUCUUGGAAACAAAGUUGUAUUGUCAUUGGUGCCUCUAUCAUAUGGUUCUUGAGAAGAAAAAAAAAAACCUGUGUGAAUUUUAGAAUAUGGAACAGACCUACGCUUUAAGCAACAUUAGGUUUUACAAAAUGUGAGAACAGUACAAAAUGAAGAACCACAUUUUGUUCCUUCUUCAAGGGUGUCCCACAUGUGCCACCGGAAGAUGUGUGCGUUUCCACAGUUUUAUUUUAAAAACUGGAUGGCUUAUGAUUGUAAAGCAUUUUAUCACAUUUUCUGAAAAAGAGUUGUUCUCAGUUUGCUUAUGUAGAGUCCUGCCUUAUUGUUUGUUUUAUUUAUGGCAGAAUGUAUGGAGUCUGUUUUGUAGUUUAAAAUUUUAAAACAGUCCUUCAAAAAAUAAAAGUAUGUAAAAAAUU